UAUCGGACAGAAAGCCGAAGAUAUUUUGAAAUGUUUGUUUAUUUUGUUCUAACAAGAAAGAUUUCUUAUUAUUUGCAUAUUCUGUGAUAAACUGAAAGAAAUAUAGUGGUGAAUGUAUACUACAUUGAAAUAUUUAUUAUAACUAUUAAUUAAAAUACGCUGUAAUGGUAAGCUGUGCUGUAGCAAGUUGCAGGAAUACUUCGGCGAAAAUAUCUAAAAAUAAAGAUGGAAUUACAUUCCAUAGGUUUCCUCGAGAUAAAGAAAGAAGGAAGCAAUGGGAGUUAGCAGUGAACAGAGAAGAGGAAUGGUCUUCAACUGCCUCCAGUGCCGUUUGCUCUGAACAUUUUGAGACUAAAGACUUUUACUUGACAGAGAGUGGGCUCAGGCGCUUGUCUGUAGAAGCUGUCCCAGCUAUUAAUAUUUCUCCAUGUCAAGAACCAGAGCCAACAAUAUCCCGUGUUCAGCCUGUUGACAUACAACCCACAGAUUCUGAAGAAGUAAUACAACUCAAAUACAAAGUCCACAGAUUAGAAAUAAUAGCAGAGAAAAGAAAGAAAAGACUGAACCUCAUGUGGCAAGGAAAGAGAAGACUGCGGAAGAAGUUGGAAAGAAUGAAAUGUUUGGUCAAACAUUUGAUCAAAAAUAAAAAAGAAAAUGGCGGUUAUAGCUGAAAUAUGGAUAACAUUUUAAUGAGAUAUUGACUAUACAUAUAUUAAUGAGUAUUAAUUAAUGAGCAAGAGUACUAAAAGAUUUAAGUACCUACUUUAAUGGUUGUAAAUAUUGAACUGAAGUUUUACUUAAGUUUUAGUUUUUACCUAAUUUGUAAUACUAUGGCUAUUAUCAACAAUUAUGUACACUAUUGACACUUUUUAUUAAUAUUAUGACU
Molecule: messenger RNA, 886 nt
Organism: Spodoptera frugiperda (fall armyworm)
Lineage: Eukaryota; Metazoa; Arthropoda; Insecta; Lepidoptera; Noctuidae
Product: THAP domain-containing protein 1-like
Exons: 3
Coding region: 165-671 (168 amino acids)
Source: RefSeq, a predicted model, not a curated record